AAACUGUGUUUAAAGAUGAACACACUGAAAUCUUUGGUGAUUCUAUCGCUUGUUCUGGCUGUAGCCACUGGAGAGAGGGAAAAAAGAGGCCUGAGCAAUUGGUGCCGCGCUUUUGGCUGUCCUCCAGACAGUGCCUUUAAGAACGGACGAGAUCCCUCAUUGAGCGAAAAUGAUUGGCAAAGAUUUCCUGAAACAUUUCAGGUUCCUUCAGCUCCAGCAGAGAAGGAGCAAGUGCAGAAUGAGAAAGAUUCCGAGCUGGAACAUGGAAAGAAUCCUCCUAGAGACGGGUACGAAAACAUGAAGGCCUACUUACAAGACGUGUACCAAUGAAAAAGCAGCAAAACCUCAUGAUUGGAUGCUUUGAAACUGCUUUUAGAAGAACCACUAAAAUACUGAACUUUGCAAGUCUAAGCGUAGAUCACUGUUGCAACAUAAGAAUGUGUUUUGUUAGUUUCGUUAAGAAGUAGCCAGCAAAUUACAAAGCAAGUAGAAGUAAAAAUAACCUUCAAAACGAAAUAAAACAACAAAAAUUCUGCUCUUAGAA
This is a messenger RNA of Orbicella faveolata, 544 nucleotides long. RefSeq lists its product as uncharacterized. NCBI's taxonomy places the organism in Eukaryota, Metazoa, Cnidaria, Anthozoa, Scleractinia, Merulinidae. The record is from RefSeq and is a predicted model, not a curated record.